Closterium sp. NIES-65 is the source of this 4560-nucleotide messenger RNA. Lineage: Eukaryota; Viridiplantae; Streptophyta; Zygnematophyceae; Desmidiales; Closteriaceae. The record is from the annotation of a GenBank genome assembly.
AUGGCUACCCCUAGUGUCCUUGCGUUUGACGCUGAGGGUCGAGCCAUAGACUUCGAGGUCUGGCUCGACGACUUGCAGCUGUUUUUACAGUGCGAUAGGGCGGACGGUCUGUCUCUCUUUGACCUCACCUCUGGCGCCGUCCCUGCCCCUGCUGCUGAUGCUGACGCCACUGUUCGCUCACAGUGGGCCACGCGCGAUGCUGCUGCACGUCUUGCUGUGCGUCGCCACUUGCCUACCGCUGAGCGCGCGCACUUUAGCCAGUACAAGAGUGCCCAGACCUUGUACAACGCUAUAGUUGCGCGCUACUCCUCCCCUGCCACUACUGCACUGAGCCACCUCAUGCUCCCCUUCCUCUUCCCUGACCUUGCCGCCUUUCCCACUGUCGCUGAUCUCAUCACGCACCUCCGCACUAGUGACACUCGCUACCGCGCUGCGCUUCCUAUUGAGUUCUGCGCCAAGAACCCCCCCCCCAUGUACAUCACUCUCUACUUCUUAGUCACUCGCCUCCCUGACUCCCUUCGUGUAGUCCGGGACCACUUCCUCGCAGUCUGUCCCACCACCCUCACAGUCGACAGCCUAGAGAAGGCCCUCCUUGCGGCAGAGAAGAGCAUAGUUGAUGUAGGAGCCUCUCGAGGCGACCCCCGCGCCCCCAUCUUUGAGGGGUGUUCUCCUUCCCCUCUCCUGCCCUCUGUCGCCUCUGCCGCUGCGGCCGACCUCGUUGGUCUUGACUCGGUCGGUGCGGCGUCUGCCCCUAGCGGGAGACGCCGCUCUGGCAAGGGCAAGGGGGGCAAGGGAGCGGGUGGGGCCAGUGGGGGCGGUGGAGGUGGAGGUGGAGGCGGCGGAGGGAGUGGGGGUGGCGGUGGAGGUGGUAGCGGGGGUGGGGGUGCUAGUGGCGGCAGUAGAGGCGGGGGUGGCGGCGGCGGUGGCGGUGGUAGCGGAGGUGGCGGAGGUGGCGGCGGUGGAGGCGGAGGUGGGGGCGGUGGAGGUGGCGGCGGGGGUGGCGGCGGUGGAGGUAGUCGGAGUGGAGCUUCGCAGCGGAGAGGCGCUGGGGGAGGUCAGCGCCAGCAGCAGCAGCACCAGCAGCGUUCUCGCGACGUCCCCACCCCUCAGCAGCUCCGUGAGUGGUACACGCAGCGCCAGCGCGGUGGGGGUUUUGGUCCCUACACCUACGUUCUCCGCACUGGCGAGCGCGCUGGAGAGCAGUGUGGGGGCACCCACACCGCCCAGCGCUGCUUUGGCCGCCUGACGAACGCUUGGCGCCAGCAGUUCCCGGAGGCCGCGGAGAUCCCCCGCUGGGGAGAGCUGUCAAGGGCAGGUGUCGCUGUUUUUGACCUUGACUUUGAUGCUAUCCUUGCUGCCAUGUAUGCUGUGACCGUUAGUGAUGAUGGUGACUGUUACGGGUGUUUCCCGCCCGACCCGGGCAUUGGUACUGCUGCUCCAGGUGCCGGUGAGGCUUCUGCUCUAGGUGCCAGUGCGUCUGUGCUCUCAGGUGCUGGUGAGGCUGCUCUCUCAGGUACUAGUGCGUCUGCGCUCUCAGGUACUGCGUCGGCUUCGGCCUCCCACACCUUCACUCUUGACUCUAGAGCGUCUCGCUCUUUCUUUCGGGACCACACCACACUCACACCGCUUAGUCGGCCGGUUGCGGUUUCCCUGGCUGACCCCUCUGGGGGUCCUGUCCUGUCUCGCUUCUCCACAGUCCUCCCGUGUCCGGCGGCUCCCUCUGGCACCCUGUCUGGUCUCUACCUCCCCUCGUUCUCUACGAACUUGGUGAGUGGUGCUGACCUACAAGAUGCGGGAGUCCACCAGUUCACUCCUGCUCGUCAGCGAGUGACGCACUGCACAGAGGCUAGCACGGGUCGUCACCUGGCUACGUUCACACGUCAGCCAGGGUCGAGCCUGUACACACUGACCACUGCUUCUCCUCCAGCUGCUGAGUCUGGUCGAGUCCCUUCGUCUGGUCAGGUGUUUGCUGCGGCGUCCAGGUCUGGUCCUGAGUCUGCCCCCUGUUUGUGUCGCCGUCUGUCUCACGAGACCCUCCUCUGGCACCACCGCCUUGGCCACCCCUCUCUGCUUCGGCUCAGAGGCAUGGCCUCUCGUCUUCUUGUGUCUGGUCUUCCCCGGUCCCUCCCUCCCCUUCCUCAGGGCCUUGGCCCUGCCUGUGUCCCCUGUGUCGAGGGGCGCCAGCUUGCUGCCCCUCAGUCCUCCCAGUUUCCUCCGACAGAGGCUCCGUUGCAGACGCUUCACAUGGACGUGUGGGGUCCAGCCCGCGUCCGUGGACAGGGUCACGAGCGCUACUUCCUGCUGGUGGUUCAUGACUACUCGCGUUACACCACAGUCUUCCCCUUGCGCACCAAGGGUGAGGUCACUGAGGUGUUGAUCGACUGGAUCCGUGCAGCUCGUCUCCAGCUCAGGCGGAGCUUCGGCUCGGACUUUCCUGUUUUGCGUCUGCACUCGGACAGAGGCGGAGAGUUCUCCUCUGGCCUUCUUCGUGCCUACUGUCGUGCGCGAGGCAUCCGCCAGACCUUCACGCUUCCGGACUCCCCGCAGCAAAAUGGGAUUGCAAAGCGCCGCAUUGGCAUGGUCAUGGACGUCGCUCGUACGUCUAUGAUGCAUGCGGCUGCCCCCCAUUUUCUGUGGCCGUUUGCGGUCAGGUACGCGGCGCAUCAGCUCAACCUUCACCCCAGGGUCUCCAGGCCGGAGACCUCCCAAGCCUUGCUAUGGACGGGGAAGGUUGGCGAUGCGUCAGCGUUCCGGGUCUGGGGAUCUCGGGCGUUUGUCCGCGACUUGUCUGCGGACAAGCUGUCCCCUCGCGCUGCUCCCUGCGUCUUCCUGGGGUUCCCCCCCGACGCCCCUGGGUGGCAGUUCUACCACCCCACCUCUCGACGUGUUCUGUCCUCCCAGGACGUCACGUUCGACGAGUCGGUACCUUACUACCGCCUCUUCCCCUACCGCACUCCGUCCCUCCCCCCGCCCCCGCUCUUCUUGGUCCCAGGUCCCCCCCCGGUAGACCCCCUCCCCCCUCAGGGUCCUGCCCCUUCAGGUGUGUCCCAGGUAGACGCGGUCGAGCCUGUCGAGGUCACUGGUGACUCUGGUGCUGCUGCGGGAGCUGAGCCUAGGGGUGCUGGGACUGGAGGUGCUACGCUUGGGGGUGCUGAGCCUGGGGGUGCGGAGUCUGGGGGUGCUGAGCCUGGGGGUGCGGAGUCUGGAGGUGCUGAGCCUGGGGGUGCUGAGCCUGGGGGUGCUGAGCGUGGGGGUACUGAGUGUGGGGGUGCUGAGCCUGGGGGUGCUGAGACUGGGGGUGCUCCGCCUGGAGGCGUGCUGCUGGUGCUGGAGGUUCUUCGGCUGCAGAGGGUGCUGCUGCCGAGCGUCCUUGAGGUGGUCGUGCUGUGGGUACUGGAGCUGCUGGGUCUGAGGGUUCUCCUGGAGCUGGUGCUGCUGAGGGUGUUGGCGCUGAGACUGCCGCUAGCGGUCCGACUGACAGUGCUCCUGGUGGUGCUGCUGGAGGUUCUGGAGCUGCUGGAGGUGUUGCUGGAGCGGUCACAGCUACAGCCUGCCUCCCCUUUGCCUGCUCCUUCUCCCUACGCUGGUCCGACUGGAGGUCCUACUGAGCGUUGUGAGCCUGCGUCUCGUCCUGCGUCGCCUGUUCGUACUGCGCGCACUAGUGGUCGUGGUUCGCGUCAGCGUCCUCCUCCUGUCCCUGGCACGCACCGGAUGUCUCUGCGUCCAUCCACUGCUCCUCUGCGUGCCCCUUUGCCUUCUCCUCCUGCUUCCUCUCUUCCUGCUCUUGCCGACCCGGAGUCGGACUCUCUUCGUGCUGCCAGUCCCACUGUCACGCGUCUCCUUGCUACUGCUGUCACUGACCCUUCUUUCGAGUCUUCUGCUGCGUCUGCCCUUGUCACUGAGCUCGUCGACUUUGCUGCGCGCUGUCGUCUAGACUACGCUGCUAGUCUUGUCGCUGAGCAGGAGGAGUUCCAGUGUCUGGCCGCCGCUUCACCUCAUCUCGCGUCUGUACUACUUGCCCCUGAGGGAGACCCGGAUGCACUUGACAUCCCGACUCCGCGCUCUUACGCGGAGGUGAUAGAGGGUCCCUACUCCUCUCAGUGGCAGGCAGCUAUGCAUGCAGAGAUGGCUUCCUGGAAGUCCACAGGCACCUACGUUGACGCUGUUCCCCCUCCUGGGGCGAACAUCGUCAGUGGCAUGUGGAUUUUUAGGGUGAAGCGGCCGCCGGGUUCUCCGCCUGUCUUCAAGGCGCGUUACGUGGCUCGUGGCUUCAGUCAGCGGCAGGGAGUUGACUACUUUCAGGCUUUCUCCCCCACCCCGAAGAUGACCACUCUUCGGGUACUGCUGCACGUUGCUGCUCACCGUGACUACGAGCUGCACUCUCUCGACUUCAGCACAGCUUUCUUGCAGGGCAGCCUGCACGAGGAGAUCUGGCCCACCUGGCUUCACUGGGUCUUUCCCUCCUGGUACCCAGUGGAGUCUCCGGCGUCCAGUCUACGGUCUCCGCCAGGCGCCACGCGAGUGGCACGACACACUGAGGACUACGCUGGCGGCACUUAG